Lineus longissimus is the source of this 784-nucleotide messenger RNA. RefSeq names its product BET1-like protein. Gene Ontology annotation, molecular function: SNAP receptor activity. NCBI's taxonomy places the organism in Eukaryota, Metazoa, Nemertea, Pilidiophora, Heteronemertea, Lineidae. Gene Ontology annotation, cellular component: SNARE complex. The transcript has 4 exons. Bases 14 to 364 code for a protein of 116 amino acids. Gene Ontology annotation, biological process: retrograde transport, endosome to Golgi; regulation of retrograde vesicle-mediated transport, Golgi to ER. The record is from RefSeq and is a predicted model, not a curated record.
UAAAUGCUGUGACAUGGCACGAUACAAUCGGAGUAACAGGAUGGAACAAUCAGCGGGAGCAACCCAUGAAAUUAUGGAGCGCGAGAACCAGGAUAUUGCAUCAAAUUUGUCCUCAAAAGUAAACAGGUUAAAAAAUAUUGCUUUUGACAUUGAAACAGAAGCCAAAGACCAGAAUAAAUACCUUUCUGGAAUGGACUCGGACUUUGACAGCAGUGAGGGACUUCUGUCAGGAAGCAUGAAGAGAAUGAAUGGUAUGCUGUCAUCGGGAAAAGGCAAUCGGAGACUCAUGUGUUACAUCAUCCUUGGACUCGUUGUGACGUUCAUUGUGAUAUACUAUUUUGUUUCAUGGUUCAGAGCAGGAUGAGUUCUGGACUUGUGUUUGAAGAGUGUGUUAUGAACAUGAAUGCGGACAUUUGGUUCAAGGAAUGACAUAUAUACAUGCAUGCCUCUUAGUUCUUCACUGGUUGUGGUACCUUUUAAUGAAUUGGAGGGGGAGAUGAGGCUAUUUCCAUUUGUGAGGAGGCUAGGCCUUAGGGGCAAUCAGUGUAUAUAAUUGUAAUAAUGAGAUUGAAUUCAACUAUAAGUUAUGGUCUCUUAUGAUAUUGGGAUGGGGUGAAUACUUAUACUAGGAGUUCAACUUCGGACAAUGUACAAAUGUAUAUUAAUAUUUAUUCUCAGAUUGAUCCUGCUCUAAAUCUUGCCGCAGCAUCUCAUUGAUAGGGCAAGCCAAUUGAAGCAGGUACUACUGGUAAUAAAUGUAUAUUUAAUUCGAAAUUUGCUUCUA